AUGGGGGUUGCACCCAAAAUGAUUAUCACUGAUCAAGAUUGGGGGAUGAAACUUGCUGUUCAACAAGUACUUUUACAAACAAGGCACCGAUGGUUCAUGUGGCAUAUUAUGAUUAAGGUGUCAGAUAAGUUGCCCAAAUCCUUGCUUGGUAGUGAAGAUAUCAAAAAAGAGUUUAAUGCAUGUGUUUGGUCUGAUUUGUUAGAGCCUGAUGAGUUUGAUAUAAUAUGGAAUUAUAUUAUGGAACGAUAUGGAUUAGAAGACGUCCACUGGUUUGGAUCGAUGUUUGAAGAUAGAGAAUUCUGGGUUCCUGCUUAUUUUCGAGAUUUUCCCAUGGGGUCGCUUCUUAGGACUACAUCGAUGUCUGAAUCAGAGAAUAGCUUUUUUAAAAACUACACAAAGCCUCGUGCAAAUCUUGUACAGUUCAUCAAUUUCUUUAACUGUGCUGUGGGAGAUCAAAGGAAUGCCAAUUCACGAUUGAACUACUUGGAUUACUCAACUAUUCCUGAUUUGUCAACCUAA
Messenger RNA from Salvia splendens (bonfire salvia), 519 nucleotides. RefSeq names its product protein FAR1-RELATED SEQUENCE 4-like. The transcript has a single exon. Lineage: Eukaryota; Viridiplantae; Streptophyta; Magnoliopsida; Lamiales; Lamiaceae. The record is from RefSeq and is a predicted model, not a curated record. Bases 1 to 519 code for a protein of 172 amino acids.